This is a messenger RNA of Magnusiomyces paraingens, 4254 nucleotides long. RefSeq lists its product as uncharacterized. Bases 1 to 4254 code for a protein of 1417 amino acids. The record is from RefSeq and is a predicted model, not a curated record. NCBI's taxonomy places the organism in Eukaryota, Fungi, Ascomycota, Dipodascomycetes, Dipodascales, Dipodascaceae. The transcript has 3 exons. Gene Ontology annotation, molecular function: protein binding. Gene Ontology annotation, cellular component: Ski complex.
AUGUCAACAACAUCGCAAGUUAAAGCCAUUUUAAAAAGAGCAAGAUCUGAGCUUGACUCUGGAAAUUAUGAAAUUGCUAAAGAAUAUAUUAGCGAUAUUUUGGAAUUAGAUCCUGAAAAUUACAAUGGAUAUCUCUUUUCAGGAAUUGCAUACGAGCGUUCCGAUGAUUUUGAAAAGAGCAUGAAUGCUUACAAAAGUGCUACAAAACUUCAGCCAACUAAUCCUAAUGCAUGGAAAGGAAUUCUUGGAUUAUGUGAAAAAACCAAAGACGGACAAUUGUAUCUUACAGCUACAAUUGGAUUGAUUACAUGUUAUGAAAAGACUGAAGAUCUUAUAAAAGCAGUUGACUCUUUUGAAAAAGCUAAGCGAUUUAUUAGGAAAUACCCAGGAAAAACAACAGCCUAUGAUAUUCUUGAGGUUCAACUACCUAACUCACCAAUAUACUCUUUCAUGUCAGGAAGAUUUCCGCCACCUGAUCAAAUAUACUGUGAAUUAGCUACAUUAUACGAAAAAGAAGAGUCUGCCGCUAAAUCGAAAUUUAAUUUUCGAAAUAUUGUUUCCAUUUCUAAGCAGGGCGGUUCUCGCAAUGAUGCUUUGUAUGGGCUCGCCAAAAAUUCUCGAAUCCCUUCCCUUUACAAAGAAAUCAUCAACUGGACUCAAGAUGAUGAAAAACGCCGGAUUUAUGAAAGUAAACUAUUUUAUUAUAAAUAUGAAACUUUACAAGUAGCGCCUAAAGAUAUGAAGAAAAAUAUCCAAGAGGAAGUUCAUGAAAUGGCUAAAGAUAUGGUUUUAUUGGAUUACGAUAAUGUAUUAGCUUGGAAGCUGGAUAUUGAAUGGCAAGAUGUUGUAUCUUUAGAUGAUUAUGAUUCAAAUCUGCUGGUAAAAUUCAUCCAUAAGUUUCCUAAAGAAAAACUGUCUAAGGUUUUAACAGGUUAUAUACGAUCUGACAUAUCACCAUAUGAUCCUAAAAUUCUUGAAAAGGAAGUAAAAGGGAAAAAACCCAUAAAGAAAAAAGAUGAUACAUCUAUUCAAACUAAACUUGAGGAUUCUGAAGAUGCUGAAACCAACAUAUAUUCCACUAGCCUUAUUAUGGAAUACUUAACAGAUGGAUUUUCUAAUGAUUCUGUUCUUUCACACAGAGUUUUAUGUGCCUUUUAUGUUCACAUCAGAGAAUACGAGUCUUCUAGUGAUACUGCAAUUAAAGGAAUUAAUCUCAUUAAAAAUUUAAAAAAAACAUUGGGAAUUUCUUUUAAAAAUUCUUUAAACGAUCUAAAUACUCUUUUAGGCACUUCUUACAUCUAUUAUCAGGCUCCCAAAAAUCAUGAUGAAGCAAUUAAACUUUUUAACCAAGUUCUUGAACAAAACAAAAAUCUCACUUUAGCCAAAAUUGGUAAGGGGUUAGUCUACCGUGAGAGCCGAAAGUAUACUCAAGCAGCCAAAAUAUUGAAAUCAGUUUUGGACGAAAACACGACAAAUCUUUAUGUCCUUUUCGAAUAUUCCUGGUGUCUUAUUCUUUUAGGUGAUUUUGAUGCUGGAAGAAAAGGAAUUGCUGAGUUUUUGAAGUCUCUUACAGGUAACGAUCCUAGAUCUCAAGAUUUACGUGCUCAAUCGUGGUGGAGAAUUGGCCAAAGCUAUUGGCAGGAGUCAGUUGAAAAUAAGAAACAAGAUUCAAAUAAUGCACUGGAUGAUAAAUUAAAUUCUUUGUUAUUUAACGCAUUUUCAAAUGCUCUGAAAGAAAACCAAAACUUUGCGCCUGCUUUCACAUCUCUUGGAAAGUUUUAUUCCAAACUCGGUGAUAAUACACGAUCCACUAAAUGUUACUAUCGCGCAUUUGAACUCGAUGGCGGUGAAUUAGAUGCUGCUGAAGAGCUUGCUAAGGAAUUCGCUAACAGCAUGAAUUGGGAGUUAGUUGAAGUAGUUGCUACGCGUGUUUUGGAAUCUGAACAUAUCAGGUAUAGUGGAAAGUCAUUAACAUGGCCUACACGUGUACUAGGAAUUGCAUCAUUAAACAAAGACGAUUAUGGUUCUGCUGUCAAAUAUUUCCAAAAUACUCUUCGCAUUGACGACAAAGAUACAACUUCUUGGAUUGGGUUAGGUGAAGCAUAUAGAAAUAGUGGUCGCUACGAUGGCGCAAAAAAAACAUUUGAACGUGCCCAGUCUUUAGACCCCACUAGCUGGGUUGCCACUUAUGAAUUGGCAACAGUUUUGCGCACGAAAAAGGAGUUUAAUGAGGCUGCCAGGAUUUUUAAAAGGGUUGUUGCGUCAAAUCCUGAAGAAGCAGCACCACGAACUGCUUUGAUAGAGACCCUUCUUCUUUCGGCUCAAAAUGUGCUUUACAAAGAAAUUUAUCAACAGGCCGUUAUAUUAGCUACUGAAUGUGUCAAUACUGCAACAAAAUUUUUGAUAAAUAAAUCUAUUCCCUCAACUCAAGAUAUUUGGAGGGUUCUCGGUCAAUGUUGUGAAAUAUUUCUCUCAGUAAGAUCAAGCAUUGACAAAGCACCAUUUGAUGAUUUACAUACCCUUGCAAUAACCUUUUCUGGUGUUUUGGACAGCAACGAACUGAUUUCCCAACUCAGUGCUGCAGAUGAGGCAAAUUUGAAAACUGUCGAAUCUUUAACAUUAGAUGCAACCCCCAUCACAAAAAUAUCUCAAUAUUAUUUGCUUUUUUUUAAGCUUUCUCUUCACUAUAGUCGCAACGACAAAAGCUCUACUGCAUUGGGGUGGUAUAAUCUUGGUCUUUCUCAAUUGAAAUUAUAUUUACUUUUAGAGUCCUUAUUUUCUCAGGAUGAGAUUUUAAAGUAUAUUUAUGCUUCAAUGGAAUCAUUCAAGAAAACGAUUGGAAUUGUGAACACAAAUCCUGAUGUUUGGAAUGCAUAUGGCAUUGCUUCUUCAUAUGUCAACGCUAAAGUCUCGCAGCAUUGUUUCAUUCGUUCUCUUGCUCUCGAUUCUCACCAAUCAUCUCCUUGGAAUAAUUUAGCAAUACUUUAUCUUCGACUAGGAGAUAUCCAACUUUCUGAAGAAGCAGUUGAAAAAUCGCUUGCUUAUGAUCCCGAAUUUUUUCCUGCUUGGAUUGGAAAAGGUAUUGUCGAGUAUACUACAGGAAGUGUUUUAUCAGCUCGCAAAAGUUUCCAGCAUGCCUUUAAAAUAUCAAGAUCAACAAAUGAGCCUGACCAACUGGAUCGAUUAUCUAAACUUUAUUAUGCUCUUUCAGUUUUUGAAUUUAUUCAAGAUAAAGGUACCGAAAAAGAAGCGAAAGACGUUUCUUUGCAUGGAAAAAUUCAAAAUGAAUUAGAAGAAUCAGUUCUUUCUCUUCAGAAAUAUUUGAAACUCGUACCUGAUUCUGCUUUGGCGAUAAAUUUGGAAGGAUUGAUUCUUGAACGUGUUUCAGAUUACGAAUACGCUAUUGAAUACUGUACAAAACUUUGUACUAUUCAUGAAGAAAAUUAUGAAGAAUUUGAAAGAGAGGAGGACCUUGUUAAAUUUGUCCGUGCCAAAGCACAUCUAGCCAGAGUUGCUCUUGGGGCCGAAAGAUAUGAAGAAGCCAUUGAACACGGCCAAUUUGCAAUUGAUGUUUCAAGUGACUUAGCCGAAUCAAAUGUAGAAGCUGCAAUUGAUCUUAAGAAGAGCCGACUUUCAGCGUUUCUUACUAGUGGCUUGGGUUGCUAUUUUACCAAAAAUUAUAGCAAUUCAAUUGAAUGUUUUAAAAAUGCUCUAGCAGAAUCUGACGAAGAUCAAGAUGUUGUUGUUCUUCUUGCCCAGGUUCUUUGGGCUCAUGGUGGUACUGAAGAAAGAGAAGUGGCGUUAGAGCAGCUUUUUGGAAGCAUUGAACAACAAGGAUCUUCUUCAUUAAGUCUUUCAUUAACUUUAGGGGCAAUCGGUAUAACUCACGAUUCAGACAUUAUUGAUGCUGCCAAAGACGAACUCGGAAGAUUUUCACAAGAGUUUUUGCAAAAAGAAGAUCCGAAGCAUCAUGUUCCCUUAAUGCUUGCUGCCAUGAACGAAGCACAAGGACAGAAAGCAGUGCUUCCUUGGCUAAAAUCUGCAUUUUAUGAGCCCUGGAACUUUGAAAAUUGGAAACGAAUUGAUAAUAAAAUUGCCCUUAUCGAAACAGCUUUGCAGUCACAUGGAAAUGUGACUUCGAUUGAUCUUAGUAAUGCUUACGCUUCACAAGAAGGGUUUACUCAAGUUCAAAAAGGUGUAUUUUAUGCACCAUGGAAUCCUACUGCAUGGAUAGCAUUUUCUUCUCUUAUUUAA